UCUCUUUGCGCCUCUUCUUUGGCGGCAGUAGCCUCAAACAAACGAACAAAUAACUGGGCGGAGAGAGAGAGAGAGAGAGAGAGAGAGAGAGAGAGAGAGAGAGAGAGAGAGAGAGAGAGAGAUGGGGAAGAAGGCUAAGGGCUCGAGGAAAGGGAAGAAGGCGUGGAGGGCUAACAUAAGCACAGAGGACAUAGACGACUACUUCGAGAAGUCCACCAAAGACGCCCUCUCCGGUGGCCCCCUCACCGAACUCCCCAGCGAAUCCCUUUUCUACGUCGACAAAUCGAGUGAUCUUUCGGUCAAGCGGAAGAUUGAAAAGCACAGAGAAAAAGUACUCCGCUGUGACAGUUUGUUACAAAGGAACUCCUUUGUUAAACCAGUACCAUCUUCAACACAGAAGAAAUCUAAGAAAAGUCGUAAAGAAGCUCCGGCAGCAAAAGAUGCAGUUCAAGGUCUUCUCAAGGAUGGUGUCUCAGAUUCUGGCAUGGUUGACAUAUGGGGUGAUGAAGGUGAACACACUGGAAAAUUUAAAAAGAAAUCCAAGCCUUCAAUCAUCCCUGCUGUAGAAGUUGAGCCUCCUGGAUGCUCAUUCAAUCCUGCAUUUGAGAGUCAUCAGGAUUCGUUAGCUUGUGCUGUUGCAGAUGAAAUGCAGAAAAUUUAUCGGCAUGAGUUGGGUCCUCAGCCAAUUCCAUUUAUGGUUCCUGGUGAAGUUGUUGACGAGGAAGAUGCAUAUUUUCUUGAGGCGGACAAUGGGAGUGAUGAUGAUCAGCAAAACAUUGAAAACAAAGAUGAAAACGGAGAUAAUGUACAUGAGAAAAGGCCCUCGAUAACCAAGAAGGUUACACGAGUUGAGCUGAACAAAAGAGCCAGACGCAAGGAAAAACUGAGAACAGAAGCAGAAGCAAAGAAAGUGGAGCAAUUCUCCAAGGAAAUUGACUCUUUGCCAGAUAUAAUCCAAGAAAUUGCCAAAGAUGAUGAAGAGAAGCAGAGAAGACAUCUCCGUCGCAUAGUUGCCAAACAAGAAAGAUUGAAAUCCCGUCCACCACGCUUGGGAAGACACAAAUUCGAGCCUGCUCCUGUUCAGGUCCUACUAUCUGAAGAAAUUACGGGUUCCCUCCGGAAGCUGAAGGGUUGUUCUACCCUCGCUAGGGAUCGUUUUAAGAGCUUGGAGAAAAGAGGAUUGGUCGUUCCAUCCGCUAAGAGUGGCAGGAAGUAGGACGUGGAUCCAGAUCCAGAAAUCGCCUGGACUUCCUUACCCGUCGGUGACCUGAUUCAGGGUUUUGCUUCAAGCACAACAGUAGUAGAAGUUUGAGACCUGAAUAGCUGCUCAGUUUAAACAUGAGCUUGCUCCUGAUGCUGAAGAGUUGUAUUUCUUUUUGGUUAAUUAUUUUCAGUCGUCUUGAUAUUGCAAUUUUGCCAAAUCUGAGAGGUGGGUAACGGAUAAUCCACAUAUUUUAGCUUGUAAUGUGGCUUUGCUCACUCGGGUUUCCAUAACCACCCCCUCUUUCCCGGCACGGUUUCCUAUAGUUUUACUCUACACUUAUUACUCUGAUCUUUCUAUCUUAUUUUCUGCUGUGUGUAAAAUCUCGAGGAAACUUGACAUUUUUUAUGGCCCGAAGAUGAAUGGGAAUGACAUUAUUGCUUCUUUGGGACAGAAAAA
Messenger RNA from Rhododendron vialii, 1660 nucleotides. RefSeq names its product ribosome biogenesis protein NOP53. Gene Ontology annotation, biological process: ribosomal large subunit assembly; rRNA processing. Gene Ontology annotation, cellular component: nucleolus. Bases 122 to 1216 code for a protein of 364 amino acids. Gene Ontology annotation, molecular function: 5S rRNA binding. NCBI's taxonomy places the organism in Eukaryota, Viridiplantae, Streptophyta, Magnoliopsida, Ericales, Ericaceae. The record is from RefSeq and is a predicted model, not a curated record. The transcript has 12 exons.